UUAAUACUAUUACUUUUCAUAAGUCAAAAGUUAAAAAAAACUACUUCUAGAAUUUCCCAAACGGUCCUUAAUCUAACACAAUGAUGUGUAAUUAUGUGGCGUGCUUCCAAAAGCGGUUGUGAAAUUUCCAAGAAGAAUGUGAUUAUUUUAAUGGGAAUUGGAUGAAGGUCUUCGGUAAAGCGGAGAAUGGAAAUUACUAGUUUUACCUUGAUAAAUUUACUAUUUUCUUCUAUAAAUUCAUGUAAAUAUAUAAUAAUUUAAAAUUAAGUAUUUACACCUGUGAAGUAAAGAACAAUAGAGUGGCAUUAGUAGCCAAACCGACAUUUGGAAACAGGAGGCUUAACCGCACGAUGCAACUUUCCUUGUCUCUUCUCUCCAUGCUUCUUCCUCUCUUCUCUGUGAUCUUUGUCUCUUUGACCGGAGUUUUCAUUUGCAUGCACCCAAAUUUCAUCUCUGGUCCUUGAACUUCUCACACCAAUGGAUAAUCAUCAUGAUGAAGAAUCAUUUGACACCGUUAUAGAAGCCAGAGAAGAAUUCAUGGUUUCACCAUCAACGGGUUCAAAUCCAACAAUAAGACUCGCCCACUUUCUCAAACCCACCAUGAGCAAAACCCCAUCACCACGUGACUCUCCACCACUCCCUUCCAAUUCCAACGUUAUAGAAAAUGUUCCAUGUGAAGUAGCGUUCAAUGGGUGGUUACACCCACAACAACAAUGGAAAACAUGGGUUGACUUAAUGAAACCCAAGUACGAACAUGUAUGGGUGCAAGCUGGAAUAGACAAAGCAAUAAUGGCUUCAACAUUCACAAUCAACAAGAACAGUGAAAUGCUUAUUGUUCUUGCAGAGAAGUGGUGUUGUGAGACCAACACAUUCAUAUUUCCGUGGGGAGAAUGCACGGUAACAUUGGAAGACAUGAAGUUAUGUGGGGGUUUCUCUGUUCUUGGGGCUCCUGUUUCUUUGUCUAUUGAGACCGACGAGGAGAAGGAAAUUGAGGCGAAACUCCUCGCUGUGAGGGCAAUGUUCUUCAGAUCAAAAGCAAGAAGGGCUGAUCAUCAUGCGUGGAUGAUGCACUUCAUGGAGAAUGCAAGUAGCCAAGUGGAGCAUGAAGCUUUCUUGGCAUUGUGGUUGUCAAGGUUUGUUUUCGCUUCUAAAUCACAUAGAUCUGUUUUGAAAUGUGUUUUUCCGCUUGCUGUAAAACUAGCCAGAGGAACUAGAGUAGCAUUAGGACCUGCUGUUUUAGCUAGCAUUUAUAGGGACUUGAGAUUGUUGAAUAGUGCUAUCAAGGGUUCAGCAAAGACGAAGAACGGGGGAGUUACUCUCUGGGCUCCUUUUCAGUUGGUAAUUGUGUGGGCUUUAGAGAGGUUUCCGGCACUUCCGCCAAAGCCAAAGAUGGUUGAACCAAGCCAGCCUAUAAUGGCUAGGUGGGAUAGAUUGAAAACAAUGAUUGAUAACAACAAAUUGAGAUCGAUUAUGGAUCCAGCGGGGGUGAAAAAAGACGGCUUUCUUUGGCGCCCGUAUAAGAAUUCUCCACCACUUAAGCUUUAUAAUACAAAGUACUCUUGGGUGUGUGAUAAUCCUGAUUUUCAUAGCGAAUUGGAUUCAUACAUUCGCUGCUUGAGGGUCUCUAAGUUGGUGGGAAUGUCCUGCAUAGAGCAAUACUUCCCAAAUCGUGUUGCUAUGCAAUUUGGUAUGGAUCAGGACAUACCUGAUUGUACAGUUCCUCAUCGCAACAAGGAUCCUUGGAUGGAUUACAUCCGCCCUGUCAUGGAUACAAAUUUAUUAAGUGCAUUGUGUGCCAGACAGCCAGAUGUUACUUUAAGGUACUAUGCUUGGUGGAAGCGACGGAAACUAGGCAAGGAAGAAGGCAUGAAAACGGGAUUAGGGACGGGGAAUUUGUCACGAGUUUCGUCUAGGCAGGUGAAGGGUGCUGGAUCAUAUGAUUCGCCAUCUGGUCUACCUUCUAAGCGAAAGAGAGAUCAAGGGGUUUUUAAUCAAAGGCAUGAGCUUACAAUUGUAGAAAGAUUGAGUACUUCGAGCAACAAUAGAUGUUUUGAGGAUGCAGUUGUUCAAAACAAGAGCACUUUGUCUAGUUCUGAAUCUGUUGACAAUCUUCCCUCACUAGGUGCUGUCUUUCAAGCAUAUGGAAUAAUGAGUAGUGGAGUUCUUAAUUUUGUUGCAAGUGACAAUGUUGUUGGAGGAUCAAACAUUGCUAAUGUAGAAGAUCCUAAAGCAGAAGGGAGCAAAAAAAUUUCCAAUGAAGAUGCAAAAGAAGGCAAACCAAAGGCUCAUAAAUUUUGUGGUACAGUUGAAACUGGUUUCAACAAGGACGGAAAAGGUGCAUGCCAUUGUAUUGGAGAAAUGGCAUCUUAUCUUGAAUACCGGAUUCUGAAGCUUGAAAAAAUGCAUGCCAAGCUCAAACUAGCAAAAUUUACCCCCCAAAAUAUAAAAAAAUUAGAUCCAAGGCAUUCAGUUCCUUAGUAUUUCAGUUGUUAGUAAACACUAAUGUUCCUUUUUGGCUUGUAAAAUCAAGAAUCAACUCUCUGCAUAGUAUUUUGCAAGACGGUUGUGUUAGUGUUAGAUUGACUAUAUAGUCAAUGUAAAUUUUGUUCAACUCUGUAUCACAUGAGAAAUAGAAUAGCUGGUACAAAGGAGUAGUUUAGCAAGUUUGAUAUAUGCUUAAAAAACUCAGUUCAGAAAGGAUUUGAUUUCUCUUUAGUUUUCACACAUCUAAUUGAUUUAUCACCCUUGCCAUUUCCCACUCUCAAUUAAAAAACAAUGAAUCAAACAAAAUAAUCAAAGCAUGCAAAGGCAGAGAAAAUAGUUCACAUUAGUGGAAAGUUGUUAGCAUAAAAAUGAACAGAUAGUAAGAUCAUGGAAGUAGGAUACACUAUUACUAAUACUAUACUAUUAAAUUCUAAUUGUCAACUUCCCUAUCAAUACAACCAUACCAUUAAUAUCAGAAUCUUACUUUCUUGUGGUUAAUUAUGCUAACAGAAUUGUUUCCCACAUGCAAGCUGAGACAUUAAUUGAGCACCAAAGGACUUAAACUCUUACUACCAGUUGUUGAAUCUGAAGCCAAAUGGCAAAGAAACCAUUUACCAUAGACAUCAAUACAAAUGGCUAGAAAAAGCAAAGCUCCAAAGGUAAAAAGGAUCCAUGCCUCAUUAGAAUAUGAGCAAAGUGGGUAGUAGGAGGAUCCCAUCAGAAAAACCCUAAUGAGAAAACCUCCAUAUUUGGUAAUUUGAUGUUGCACAGCUAUGACUCGAAACGCUUCCAUUAUUCACAGGGAAGGCGAUCUUAAGGGCAGUGCUUAGAAAUCAGAGAAUAAGAACACUUAUGCACAAAAUUGGACAUUCAAAUAACAGAAAAUCAAACAAACUUUGGAGUACAGAAUUUAUCUCACAACGGAUUCAAGAACAAUGGAUUGUAAAACACACAAUAAACGAUUUGAGGAUCCCUCAGAUUAUUUUUUUCCUCAAUGGAAUUCGGUCCACUACUUUAAAUAUUAUAAAUCGUCACAGGGAAGCAUUUAUAUGUCAUAAAUCUGCAUUAGAAAUCAACCAAAACUCACCUAAUCUUGGAAUACCAGCCAAAAUAACAUUUUAAAAAAAAAAAAUAAUAAAUAUAUAAGAAAGAAUUAUUAAUAAAAAGCAUGCAA
Molecule: messenger RNA, 3658 nt
Organism: Arachis ipaensis
Lineage: Eukaryota; Viridiplantae; Streptophyta; Magnoliopsida; Fabales; Fabaceae
Biological process (GO): meristem maintenance; meristem development
Source: RefSeq, a predicted model, not a curated record